Parathielavia appendiculata is the source of this 423-nucleotide messenger RNA. RefSeq names its product Got1-domain-containing protein. Gene Ontology annotation, biological process: retrograde transport, endosome to Golgi; endoplasmic reticulum to Golgi vesicle-mediated transport. The coding region runs from base 1 to 423 and encodes 140 amino acids. The transcript is spliced from 4 exons. Gene Ontology annotation, cellular component: Golgi membrane; endoplasmic reticulum; Golgi cis cisterna. Lineage: Eukaryota; Fungi; Ascomycota; Sordariomycetes; Sordariales; Chaetomiaceae. The record is from RefSeq and is a predicted model, not a curated record.
AUGCCGACCAUGUGGUUAUCAGAUUCCCAAAAAAUUGGAGUCGCCUUCUGCUCCGGCGGCGGUUUCUUCCUCAUAGGCGGCGUUCUCCUCUUUUUCGACCGCGCCAUGCUAGCAAUGGGCAAUAUCCUCUUCCUAAUCGGCCUAACCAUAAUAAUCGGCCCACAAAAAACCGCCCUCUUCUUCGCGCGCAAGCAGAAACUCAAAGGCACCGCGGCCUUCUUCGCGGGGCUAGCCCUGAUCCUCCUGCGCUGGCCGCUGGUCGGGUUCCUGGUCGAGCUCUACGGUAUUAUAGUGCUGUUUGGGGACUUCCUCGGGACCAUCGCAGGUUUCGCGCGCAACGUGCCCGUGGUGGGGCCAUAUAUCGGCAUGGUACUCGACCGGGCGGGCUUGGGAUGGCGGAGAAAUGCCGAGUUGCCUGUUUAA